CUCAUAAGUAACUCAUCUGCUUGUUUCCUCCUCUUUCUCUCUCCUCCAAAAACGCCCCCAUUUUUUUUUUUCAGACGAACUAAAAAACGCGGCAUUUUCACUCUCACGAACAAAUUCCAAAGGAGAGAGUAACCUGUAAAUUUUGCCAAUUACGCCAAAGACCUCUAAAACCCUAGGAGAGAGAAUUUCCGUCAAUGUAAAUGGUAAAAUGGAGGAUAAGCCACCACUGCCGUCGCCAGCGGAGACGAUCAACCGGCAGCUGGCACACCUCUGUAACUCCGAAGAAUCAAUACCAUGGGAUACUCCUCGCCGCUUUACCUCCUACGCCGGUCGCCUUCACCGCAUUACCAGUAACAUUCUCCGUCUUCAGCCGGAGAUUCUCUCUUCUCCUUCGGUUCAUACUGCUCUUAAAGGAAUUUCCGGUGACCUUGUUAAAUCUGCUGAAAUAAUCUCGGUUUAUAGGGAGAGAAGUAAGAUUUACGUCCUCAUCAAUUGCCGCUCGUUGUGCUCUUCUCUCCAGGAUCGAACGGCUGGGAUUGGCGGAUGGCUUGCGUUGCUUGAGACUGGACUGAAAGAUGUUCCGGAUGUUCGGAAGAAGGUUUCGGAUCUUUCUAGAGACAUGAAGCAAGCUCAGUUCUCUGUGACAGAGAACGAAGCGAGAGUGUACUGCACUUUACAAAAAGAAGGGCAAGGGAAGCCAACUACCAAACCAGUUCAGAGUGCUAUAAUUAUGGAUUUGGCUCGAGCUCUUGGGAUUGACCACACUAACCAUGCCGAGUUAUUGGGACAUGUUAAGCUCUUGAAAAAUGACCUUGCUCGUUCAAAUUCAGUGUCUGAGAGGCGAAUUCUUAUGUCUUUGCAGAGAAUUAUUGACAGCUGGUCUGCUGAGCCAAACAUAUCAGCUCUCAGUUUAGAUUUUGAUCUGGAAGAUGAAUCUCAGAUUUUGCCUUUCAAAAAUUUUCUAUGUCCAUUAACCAAGGAAGUUAUGAAGGAGCCUGUGGUGCUGGAGUCAGGGCAGACUUAUGAGAGGGCUGCAAUUGAUUACUGGUUUCAGCGUUGCUUGGAGGAUGGUCGAGAUCCUACUUGCCCUGUCACAGGCCAGGUGCUGUGCUCGUUGGAGCAGAAGCCAAACAUUGGUUUAUCUGGGGCGAUUGAAGAGUGGGUUAAUAGAAAUGUUGACAUUCAUAUUAAGUCAGCUGUGAAACAUCUUAGUGAGGAUGCACCAUCUGUAGAUUGUGUUGAACGGGUUUUGGAUACCAUUUAUAAGAUAUCAGAAGAGCAUCCAUCAAGCCGAUACAAAGUUAGGAAUGCUGGUGUAGUCGUUCAGAUCGUUUCUUUUCUAAAGAAUUGCUCCUCCAAGAGCAUCAGUUCUGCUUUGAAAUCCAAAGCUCUUAUGGCUUUACUUAGUAUGGCAAAGGAUGAAGAUAGCAAGACAAUUUUGAUUGGGGAAGGCAUUACAAAAUUGGCAAUAAAAAGUCUCGUGGGGAGCACAGAGAAAGAAAAAGAAAAUGCCCUGAGGUUGCUGAUUAAUCUUUCAGACAAUGAAGCUUAUUGUGCAAAAAUUGCAUCUGAGAAAGGUGCUUUUCUUCUUCUUUCAAGCACGGCAGAGAAUUUGGAGUACCCCACUUUGUCCAACUUAGCAGAGGAUGUGCUGAAACGUCUGGAAGUGAUUGACGAAAAUGUUGAACAUUUAGCUGCAGCCGGACGAUUUGAACCUCUACUUUCUCGGCUUUGUGAAGGUUCUUAUAACAUCCAAAUACAGAUGGCAUCAUUGUUGGGGAAGAUGACUUUGACCAAUUGCAGUAAAGAAAAAAUUGCAAAGCGAAGUGCAAAAGUUCUUGGGGAAAUGCUUCAUAUACCAGAAACUCGAACAGCAAGUCUUCAUGCAUUGUGCAACCUUUCAUCUUUGGAUGACAAUGCUACUAUUCUUGUUGAAGCCUCUGUACUUCCAGCCGUCACAUACAUUUUCCUUGAAUCUCAGGAUGCCCUUCCUGAGCAGAAGGAGCUGUCUGCUGCAAUAAUUGCCAACAUUGUGUCAAAUCCAGGGCACUGGGAAUUGGCAGAGAUAAACAAGGAAGGACAUUCAAUGCUUUCGUCCUUCUUUGUCUCUCACCUGAUGCUACUCAUAUCUCAAGUGACCCCUCAGUGCCAAGUGUCUAUUCUUCGUAUCCUCUGUGGAAUUGCUUCUUCUCCUAAGGCAUCUGAACAGGUAGCAACUGACAUAAAAUCGGGGGAUGGCAUCAAAAGCAUUAUGGAAUAUCUUGAACAUCCUGAAACUGAACUUAGAAUAUAUGCUCUCAAACUUAUGAGAAUACUAUCAGAAAGUCCAGGUGGAGAAUUUUUUGACGAGCUCAGACAUCUGAACAAACUCGUCCUUUUAAAAGAGAAAUUACUAGACAACCAGACAACAAAUAGCGAACGGUCUGAUGUUGCUUGCAUAAUUGCAAACAUUCCCCUGUCAGAAGACGAAGUGAGGACUGUUCUAGGAGCUGGUUUCCUGAAAUGGACAGUUAUGACCCUGAAAGAACAUCAAGGGGUUUCCAGUGGAAGAAGUUCAAGGUCAUCAUCAAGUAUGCUAGAAGGGCUCCUUGGUCUUUUACUCCACUUUGCCAGGAGUACAGACACACAGACGCUUGCUUGGGUCAAGGAGCAUCACCUGAUUGCAAUCUUCCGUGAGCAGCUGAGUUUCCUUUCACAACCUAGAUGUAAACAGCUGGCAGUCCUUGGAUUAAAACACUUGUCAGAAUCUGGAAGAGUUAUUGUUUCCGAUGGAGAAUCAGAACCAUUACCUCCACAAGGAUUCUGCUCCUCGAUGGUGUUCAUGUGCGGAAGAUUUUCACCCGAGUUCUCCUCAUGUCCACUGCACAAUGCUCCUUGCGAGGAAGAUAGUGAACUGUGCUUGCUCAAGAGCAACUGCAUCAAACCCUUGGUUAAUCUCCUCCUAGAUGACCAGACUGAAGUUCAAAUAGCUGCUGUAGAGGCACUUUCAACGCUCGUCCCAGAUACUCUUUAUAAUUUCAGGCGUGCUGCUGAUGAACUUGAUCGGCUUGGUGUUGUAGAUGGUGUAGUUAACCUUUUCAUUGAAGUGAGGCCUGGAGAGCUUCAAGAAAAAGCAAUAUGGAUGGUGGAGAGGCUCUUACGAGGGGAAAGCGCAAGUCACACAUAUGCUCUUAACCAGACUUUAGUUAGGGCAUUAGGGGAAGCCUUAAAGCUCGGAAAUGCCAACACAAGAAAACUUGCUCAAGACACACUUACUAACUUGAAGCAGUUAUCUGGUGCUAGUGGCAAGAUUUCAGGUCCGAUACGUCCUUGGAGGUAAUUUAUUUUCUUCAUGGUUAUAUUCUGUUGUAAUUUUUCACAUUAGGUAGUGGAUGUAUUUUUGAAAUCCACAGCUUUGUAUAAUGAAUUGGUGUCUAUACACAAUGUAAAUUGUACUGUAAUCCUAGAAAUCAGUUCGUUUACUGUAGUAUGGUUAA
Spinacia oleracea (spinach) is the source of this 3476-nucleotide messenger RNA. Its product is annotated as U-box domain-containing protein 44. The transcript is spliced from 5 exons. Gene Ontology annotation, biological process: protein ubiquitination. NCBI's taxonomy places the organism in Eukaryota, Viridiplantae, Streptophyta, Magnoliopsida, Caryophyllales, Amaranthaceae. Gene Ontology annotation, molecular function: ubiquitin-protein transferase activity; protein binding. The record is from RefSeq and is a predicted model, not a curated record. Bases 209 to 3319 code for a protein of 1036 amino acids.